This is a messenger RNA of Lycium barbarum (goji berry), 1491 nucleotides long. RefSeq lists its product as uncharacterized. Bases 219 to 1322 code for a protein of 367 amino acids. NCBI's taxonomy places the organism in Eukaryota, Viridiplantae, Streptophyta, Magnoliopsida, Solanales, Solanaceae. The record is from RefSeq and is a predicted model, not a curated record. The transcript is spliced from 5 exons.
AAAAGUGAGAUAAUCAAAUUGAAAAAGAGAGAAUAGGAUAAAAGGAGAAAGGAAUUUGGAAUGUUGAUCCAUAAUGAAUCUUGCUGUUCAAUAUAUUUCCAUAUCAAACACUUCAUUGCAAUCUGAUUCUUGUACACCCCAAUAUAUCACCAAUUUUUUAUUUUUAUUUUCCAUUAAUAAUUACAGUUUCAAGAACAACAAAGAAAAAAAACCCAAAAAUGGGCGGUGUAACCUCAUCAAUGGCAGCAAAGUUUGCAUUUUUCCCACCAAACCCACCUUCAUACAAGCUUAUUAAAGAUGAUCUCACUGGUCUUUUACUCCUUAGCCCUUUUCCACACCGUGAAAAUGUUGAAGUACUUAAGUUGCCUACUAGGAAAGGUACUGAAAUUGUGGCUAUGUAUGUUAGGCAUCCUAUGGCUACCUCAACUUUACUGUAUUCACAUGGAAAUGCAGCAGACUUGGGUCAGAUGUAUGAGCUUUACAUUGAAUUGAGCAUCCAUUUGAGGGUCAAUCUCUUGGGGUAUGACUACUCUGGAUAUGGACAGUCAACUGGUAAGCCCAGCGAGCAGAAUACCUAUGCAGAUAUUGAAGCUGCUUAUAAGUGCCUUGAAGAAAACUAUGGUACAAAGCAGGAAGAUGUUAUUCUUUAUGGCCAAUCAGUUGGUAGUGGGCCUACUUUGGAUCUUGCAGCUCGUCUGCCACGAUUAAGAGCCGUCAUUCUGCAUAGUCCCCUUCUUUCAGGUUUACGAGUUAUGUAUCCUGUCAAGCGCACAUACUGGUUUGACAUUUACAAGAAUAUUGACAAGAUCCCUUCGGUUAGUUGUCCGGUGCUCAUCAUUCAUGGAACUGCAGAUGAAGUAGUAGAUUUCUCACAUGGCAAACAGCUCUGGGAAUUAUGCAAGGAGAAGUAUGAGCCUUUAUGGAUCAAGGGAGGGAACCAUUGUGACUUGGAGCUCUAUCCAGAGUAUAUCAGACACCUAAAGAAGUUUGUUGCAACUAUUGAAAGGUCCCCAUCGCAGAGGAUCAGUUCCAGGAAAAGCACAGACCAGUUUGAGCCACCUAGGAAGAGUACAGAUGUUUUUGAAGCUUCAAGGAAAAGCACUGACCGUAGAGAAAAACCGAGACAAAGUACAGACAGGUCUGAGAAGUUAAAGAAUCAUUCCGGUAAUGCUAUCACAGACAAACUAGAAAAACUAAGGGUACAAAUGGAGAGAUCUCGGAGAAGUGUGGAUUGCACUGAAAAAUCAAGGAAAAGUGUCGAUCACUCAUUAGAAAGAGCUCGGAAGAGUGUUGAUAGAAUGGAGAGAAUACGAACGGGUUGAUACUUGAACCAAAGUGUAAAAUUUUCUUCAAAGUUUGAUGGUGUGGGGAAAGAGUGCAAUGAGUUGGUUAUUAUUUAUGGUUUUCAAGAUCUGCAUUGGUCUGUAAAAAUCCUUUAAAAUAAUUAGUGCCUGAAUCAAAGAGUGAAUGUUAUAAAUUUACUCUUUCCUA